Bombina bombina (fire-bellied toad) is the source of this 1133-nucleotide messenger RNA. RefSeq names its product phospholipid phosphatase 7 (inactive) (gene PLPP7). Gene Ontology annotation, cellular component: nuclear envelope. The transcript is spliced from 2 exons. Gene Ontology annotation, molecular function: sphingosine-1-phosphate phosphatase activity. Lineage: Eukaryota; Metazoa; Chordata; Amphibia; Anura; Bombinatoridae. The coding region runs from base 179 to 988 and encodes 269 amino acids. The record is from RefSeq and is a predicted model, not a curated record.
CAGCAAAUGCAUUCCCUAACUAAAUAUAACUCAUGCACUGGGAGCAGCCGGCUCUCACUGUCUCCAGGAACUGUGUGCCUAUGUAGCAAGAUUUAGACUGGGAUAUUUUUCAGCUUCUUAUCUGAACCUACAUUCUAUCCAGAAUAUUUGUGGCCAGGACUUUUGGGGUGCAAUAAACAUGUCUCAACCAAUCCAACGGAGGAGCAGAAACCGGGACAAAAACAAUGUUCUGGCUAGGCCUGAAUUUAUGUCGCUUAACCAGCCAAUGGCUGCACCACAGGAGGGUAGAAACUCCAAUAGGAGGCAAAGUGCACAAAAUGGCAACUCUUUUGAGGGUGCCCGGGAGCGCAGGCAGAGCCAGCAGCUUCCCGAGGAAGACUGUAUGCAACUUAACCCCUCUUUUAAAGGCAUUGCAUGGAACUCUCUCUUAGCUAUCGACCUCUGUAUGUCCAAACGUCUUGGUGUAUGUGCCCACAGCGCCUCUUCCUGGGGCAGUUGUCGUUCAAUGGUGCAGCUGAUUGGGAUAACCAGCCAUGGCUUGUCCUGGAUCGGUGGGACGCUGUUUUGCUUGUGGAAGAGCAACACAAAUGCAGGACAGGAAGUAUUGAUGAAUCUGCUGUUGGCUCUGAUGCUGGACAUCCUGACAGUGGCUGGGGUACAGAAGCUUAUAAAGAGACGUGGUCCUUAUGAAUUGACCCCUGGGAUCCUGGACUACCUUCUCCUGGAUGUCUAUGCGUUUCCAGCAGGACAUGCUAGUAGAGCCAUCAUGGUGUCAAAGUUCUUCCUCAACCAUCUAGUCCUUGCCAUACCUCUUCGUAUCUUACUGGUCUUAUGGGCCUUUUGUGCUGGACUUUCCCGUAUCAUGAUUGGACGGCAUCAUAUUUCUGACGUCCUUGGAGGAUUUUUGAUUGGUUAUUUGCAGUUUAACUUUGUGGAAAUCAUCUGGCUUUCCUCUAACACUUGCCAGAUGUUAUCCUCCUUUUGGUGAAACUUUAUAUAAGGCAACAAUAUGACCCAAUGCAGACAUAAAAUAUUUUGCUUUUUUGGACAUUAGCUGGACCUGUAAAUUUGUACAACUGUUUGUGUUUACUGGAAAUCUCUGGUGAAAAUAUAAAGAACUGAAUUUUAUAGUA